This is a messenger RNA of Polychytrium aggregatum, 1516 nucleotides long. Its product is annotated as putative ABC transporter. Gene Ontology annotation, cellular component: plasma membrane. The transcript is spliced from 8 exons. Gene Ontology annotation, molecular function: ATP hydrolysis activity; transmembrane transporter activity; ATP binding. Gene Ontology annotation, biological process: transmembrane transport. Bases 324 to 1373 code for a protein of 349 amino acids. The record is from RefSeq and is a predicted model, not a curated record. Lineage: Eukaryota; Fungi; Chytridiomycota; Chytridiomycetes; Polychytriales.
AAAAGGCGCGAGAGUUACUGGGCGCUGCAAUCUGUUGGUCACGAUUGUCGGGCUCGAUGGCAAAAUGCCGCCAAAUACCCAAACGUGCACGGCCAUGGAAGACCCCUUUGGCGCGAACAUCGUGGGCGACAACGGCCUGUGGCAGGCAUUUGGCAAUCAUAUCCCGGACCUCUCAAAUAUACUCGCUUGCGAACCAGCAUCCGAGCGGCGGUUUAUCUGCGCCAUUGAGCCGCUGAGUCCUUGGGUACCCUCCCUCCUCCGUGCCCUGGUGCCAUUCUUCUCGCAGUCGCAUCGCUGUCGUGUCAUUCAGCUCGUUGCCGACCAUGGGAAACGCUCAGACACACCAGGAGCCCUUCCAGGGCAUCGAUCCAUCUCGCCCAGCACUCGCACAAGCACCCACCAAGGCUCACGGAUCGAGUCUCAGCCAAAAGUCGCCGUCCUCGAUCAUGAUCACUGUCGAGGGCGGCGACGAGCAUCCGACUCGCGCGUCCGAGUCCAUCAUCGAGCUCCGGAACAUUCACAAGACCUACCUGCUCGGGGUUGAAGGGGUCGCUGCGUUGCGUGGCGUCGACCUGACGAUAUACAAGGGCGAGUGGGUGAUGAUCUAUGGAACCUCGGGAGGCGGCAAGACAUCGCUGCUCAACUUGAUCGGAACCAUCGAUGCUCCCACAAAGGGCGACCUGCGGAUCUGUGGAACAUCAAUACGCGAAGAAACCCGAGACCAUGUCUUAGCUGACCUGAGGCUGAACAAACUAGGAUUCGUCUUCCAGUCCUUCAACUUGCUGUCGUCGAUGACGGCCCUCGAAAAUGUAGAGCUACCGAUGAUGCUGAAGGGCGAGAUCAAGGCUGCGGAGCAACGGACCAGGGCCAAAGCGAGCCUGGAGAAUGUGGGUCUCGGCCACCGCAUCAAUCACUUUACAAACAAACUAUCGGGUGGAGAGCAACAGCGAGUCACGAUCGCCCGAGCCAUUGCCAACCAUCCGGAAGUGCUGCUUCUGGACGAGCCAACGGGCGAUCUCGAUUCCAAGAACACCCAGAGGAUCAUGUACCUGCUGCAUCGCCUCAACGAGCAGCAGGACAUGACCCUGGUCAUGGUCACGCACGAUCCGAAUCUCAAGAACUUUGGCCAUCGCAUCGUGUACAUGGUGGAUGGGAAAGUGCACCGGAUCGAGCAUAUUCCGGAGGCAAGGCGGCAAGAAAAGAUCAAGGAGCUAAUGGCAUUCCAGAGAGGGCUGGAUCAGCCAGCCGAAAAGAUGCCUUCGCUGGAGCCCCAAGCCCCAGAGAGUCCCAAAAAGAAGAUCUUUGAGGUGCGACAGCCCCGAGAUUAUGCGACAUACUCGCCAUCCACAGGAAUCCCACCGAUACUCGCCUGAGCAUCGGUGGUGGGCGCUCCAGCCCAAGACUCUGGUAACCAGAAACGUCCGCGAGAAUGCCAGGUGCUCUUCUACACAGCGAUGUUCCGGCAAUAAAAUAGAGUGACAUGGCUCUGCGUCGCCAUUUCCCAAAGUGAAUCCAC